AUGGAUCAGGAAGCCUUUCGCAGCCUCCUCUCCUCGUCCGGCGCCUCAUCCUCGUCUGGCGCGCCGCGAGCAGCCUUUGGGUCUACGCAGAAGCGUCCACGUCCACGUCCGCAGGCCGCUCUCAGUCAGCACGACGACGACGACUAUCGCAAGCAUCGCCCCUCGCAAGACGCAGAUACCAAUGUUGAAGACGAGCAACCUAAGCAACGCGGCCCAAAGUGGAACAGCGCCACAGGGGAAGCCUACGUAGAUCGCGCUGCUGCCCGGCGCGAAGGGCGCGAACCGGGAGAGGAUGACGAGGAAGCGGCGAGCGUACGCGCUUUGCAUGAGGAGUGGAGACAGAAGUGGCUAGCGGCUGAUACCGAGGAGCAGAGACGGGAGGUCGAGGAGCAGAUGGCCUUCCUGGGUGGAGAUGCAAAGCAUUCCAUCUUGGUGAAAGGGCUGGAUUAUGCGCUUCUUGCGCAGCAGAGGGCCAAGGCUGGCGGUGCAAGAGGGGAAGAGGACGAUGAUCUGGAGCAAGCAUAUGCAGGCGCUAGGCAGUCACCUGGCGAAGCUGAGUCGUCAAAGUCAUCAGCAUCCUCGGCGAAGCGCUCCCGGCAGGAGAUUCUCGAUGCCCUGAAGCGGCGCAAGCUUGACCGCGGAGACGCUAGCUCACCACCGCAGCCUCAGCUCAGCGAGGAGCUACGAAAGCAGCGCGAAGCCGAGGAGGAAAGACAGAGGCAUCUUUCCAAAUUCAAGCCGAUUGGAGCAGGCACGAGUGGCCAGCUGGAGAAGGUCAUCAUUACAAAGGAUGGAAAGAGACUGCGCAAGAAGGUCAAGAAGCCGGCAGACGGGCCGACAGCAAAUGGUGCAAGAGAGCCAGUCAAGCCGGCUGCUACUAUCGCUCCAUCCAAUGCUGCAGUCUCAUCUUCUUCGGCGCCGUCGCCGUCAUCACCGUCCUCGAGGCCUGCCGUAGCGACCAAGCCUGCUCCGCCGGCGCCGCUUCCAUCCAAGAGGGACUUCGCGCCUCGUCAGCUGAAGAAAGGCUCCGGUGCUGUCUCCACCUCGGAAACACCCGCAAAGGAGCAUGAAAGCGCUCCGGCGUCUGUUGCUGUCAGAGAGAAGAGAGAUCAGCCUGUGUCGUCCGGAGCAGACGACGUGGACGGUAGCAACCACACACGUCAAAAUCAGGCAGACGACCUUGACGAAGAAGAGGAAGACAUCUUUGCGGACGCGGGAAGAUGGACUGGGCUGGACGCCGACGACGAUGAAGAUGACGAGGAGCGGCGGUCCAAAGCUGUGGAGCCGAACGCUCGCGGCAAAGACGCAGCCGACUUACCCCUUCUGCCUGCUCUCAGCGCUUCAGGCAAGCGCGACUGGUUCGGUGACGGCGAGGAGGAAGAAGACAGGAAGGAGGAGCCAGCAGCCUCGCUCCAACCUCCGGUUCACGUAUCUCCUUCACGCCAGCAGACGCAAACCGACGCAGAACAGCCGAAUGCGCCCGAGGCGUCGACAGGUCGCCUCCAAGGUCUAAGCGAUUCUGCCCUCCCUUCGUCCUGGUCGCGGCACCUCCUCGAACAAGAGCGAGAACGUGAGGCUCGUGCUGAAAGGAAGAAGGAGGAAGCGAGACGAGAGAGGGUGAAUAAGAAGAGGGAAAAGAAACGCGCGGAGAGAGAGGGAGCAGAGGGUGCGCAAGGAGGUGCCGGAUCAGAGUAA
This is a messenger RNA of Jaminaea rosea, 1695 nucleotides long. RefSeq lists its product as hypothetical. Gene Ontology annotation, biological process: mRNA splicing, via spliceosome. The record is from RefSeq and is a predicted model, not a curated record. Gene Ontology annotation, cellular component: nucleus. The transcript has a single exon. Bases 1 to 1695 code for a protein of 564 amino acids. Lineage: Eukaryota; Fungi; Basidiomycota; Exobasidiomycetes; Microstromatales.